UGAAUGAGUUGUACGCGCGGCGAGUAUACUCGAAAAAUUCCCCAAAAAAAAAAUCAAAAGAUUUUCGAUAGCAAAAUCGACGAAUUUUAUCAAGUGGAGUCCAAGUGACCCAAACUAGUGUCUUCCUCUCACAAACAAAAUUUUAUACAAAACCAAACCAAAAAAAAUCUCUCAAAGUGCAAACUGUUUUUCCGCCUUUUCCAAUUACAAUUUUUUUUGUUUUAUUUUUCGAUGUGAGUGUGGAAAUUAUUGUGUGCAAUAAGCGGCGAAUGCAGGCCAACAGAAAUCACAGCCUCAAAUACUGCAACAUCAGCAUUGGCAGCAGCAGCAGCAGCAGCAAUUGCAGCAAUCUACAUGCGGUCGUCUAACUGUAAAGCACUUGGCAACGGUCAGCAGCAGCAACAAGUGGAACGCACAGCAGCAGCAGCAGCAACAUCGGCAUUUAUUGCAUAAACAACACAUACAAAGACAGCACACAUAUACAUAAAAAGUUGGUUAUAAAAAAUAAGAAAAGACAACAAUUGCCAACUGAUAUUGGCCAAAUGCAUUAAGAACCAUGGCGGCAAUUACGGCAACAACAGGUGGCAACGCCAGCAGCAGCAGCAGCAGCAACAUAUUGCGAUUGGAUUUGGAUCAGCGUCAAAGGCCGAUGCGCGGUAUUUCGAUAAUCAUUGAAUCAGCAGCAUCCGAAGCUCAAGGUACAGCAGCAGCAGCACAACAAGCAGCUGCAGCAACAACAAGCAGCAGCAGCAGCAGCAACACUAGCAACAACAACAGCAAUGCUGAAAUGUCGCUCAAGUCACAGGCUGGCAUGUUGCUGGCAUUUGGCGACAGCAGCAACACAAACACCACAGCAACACAAGCAUCAGCAGCAGCAACCAAAGAUAAUUUGGAAACUAGUUACGACACGGCAGCAACAUUCACAGAUACAGCCACCACUAGCAUCACAACCACAAAAAUCUAUCCACAGUUGUUGUUGCGCAUUGGAGAGUCCGAGGAUAACGGAGAAAUUGCCAGCACAUCAGCAGCAACAUCAGCUGCAGCAACAACAACAAGCACCAUUAUCAGCUGCAAUGCGUUGCCAGCUGCAGCUGAAGCAGCAACAGCAGCAGCAGCAACAACUUCAGGUGAAAUUAAAGACAGCGACAUUGUAGUCGUUGCUAGUCAGCCAGCAGCAACAGCAGCAACAGCAUCAGCAGCAGCAGCAGCAACAUCAAAUAGUGCAGUGACCGAACACACGGUUAAAAUUCAAAUCGAAAGCCAGACUCUGGCCCGAAAUCUAGGCAAGCAGAUCAGCGUGGUGAAGCUCAACGAGGGUGAGGAGAUGGUUUACCAUCAGCAGCAGCCACAUCCCCAGCAGCAGCAACACCUCCAGUUUCUCGUGUCCAGCGGCCAGUAUUCGCCCUGCGAGACCUUGGACAGCGGCACUGGCAGUGACCUGGAGAGCGUCAAGUCGCCAGAAAUCAUAGCCACCACCUCCAUUGCCAGUGGCGGGCAAGUGCCCAAGCUGGAGCUACACCUGACCACCAACCGGCUGAAGGUCAGCGAGGUGUCAUCGCCACUGCGUGCGUACAGUCUCACCGACUCUGGCGAGGAGUGUGACGAGAGCAGCAGCUCCUCCCUCAGCUGUGACUCGCUGCAUUCGGGUGGCCUCCUGCCCACCUCGCUGCUCCGGGACAUACACAGUCACCGGCAGGUGACACGGCAGGAUAUUGCACCCUUGAUAACCACCAAGAUCGAUGGCAGGCCGCUGCAAUAUGAGGCCGAUCGCUUCUAUAGCUUCCAUGUCAAUGAGCAUGAGAAUUUCCGUAGCUUUGGUUCCACAUCGUCGGCCUCAUCGACGCCGGAAUACGAGGGGAAUGCCGGCUUUCAGGAGGAACCGUCGCAGGACGACGAAGAUGCCUUCGUUGGCUAUCGGGAUGUGAGAGUGCUGGGAACGUCGGGCAAGUCGUCGGCCAAUUCCACCAUUAGAUCUGCCAAGGGCACAGUGAGGGGUGUCAAGAAUCGUGUGCGCAAUGGAGUAGCCACCUUCUUGCAACUGCAACAGCCCAAUGUCAAGAACUACUUGGAAAAGGACAUGGGCAAGGUCGUCCUCUACUCCACCAGCAUGGGCAUCAUCAGGGAAACGUAUGCCAAGUGUGCCAAUGUCAAGCAGAUUCUGCGCACCCUGCUGAUCAAGUUCGAGGAGCGGGAUGUCUUCAUGAGCCUGGAGUAUCAGCAGGAGAUGCGGGAAAGGAUGCACGACGAGGCCAUCAGUGUGCCCCAGCUAUUCGUAGAAGGCCAGCACAUUGGGGAUGCCGAUACUGUGGAGAGGUUGAACGAGAGCGGGGAACUGCGACAAAUGCUGAAACCAUACAAGUCCAUUGCCACAGCUUAUACGUGCCAGAUGUGCGGUGGAUAUCGCCUGCUGCCCUGUCCCUCGUGCAGCGGCUCCAAGAAAUCCGUGCAUCGCAAUCAUUUCACCGCCGAGUUCGUGGCCCUCAAGUGCAUGAAUUGCGAUGAGGUGGGCCUGGUCAAGUGUCCCAACUGCUGAAGGAAGGCAUAGAGUGCACCCGAAGGAGGAGGUUAAUUAUUAGUCCCCGCAAAACAACCCCCCGUAAUAUGUACUAUAUCUAUCUUUAUUUUUUUUUUUGGUAUCUGCUUUGAGAUGAGGAGUUCUUUUUUUUUGUGCGCAAUUCUUGUAGUCGCUUAUUAUUAACAGUUGUGAUAUUUGAGAGCAGUUUUUGUGGGGCCGGAAGUGAUUGGCCGAAAUGGAAUGGAACGGAAGACACACACACACACAAACAAACGAAAAAGCCUAUAUAUGUGAA
Molecule: messenger RNA, 2810 nt
Organism: Drosophila kikkawai
Lineage: Eukaryota; Metazoa; Arthropoda; Insecta; Diptera; Drosophilidae
Product: glutaredoxin domain-containing cysteine-rich protein CG12206
Biological process (GO): sensory perception of sound
Source: RefSeq, a predicted model, not a curated record